Seriola dumerili (greater amberjack) is the source of this 4956-nucleotide messenger RNA. It is a transcript of the gene arfgap1, whose product is annotated as ADP ribosylation factor GTPase activating protein 1. Gene Ontology annotation, molecular function: GTPase activator activity. Bases 218 to 1465 code for a protein of 415 amino acids. Gene Ontology annotation, cellular component: Golgi membrane. The record is from RefSeq and is a predicted model, not a curated record. Gene Ontology annotation, biological process: regulation of ARF protein signal transduction; regulation of endocytosis. The transcript has 13 exons. NCBI's taxonomy places the organism in Eukaryota, Metazoa, Chordata, Actinopteri, Carangiformes, Carangidae.
GUGCUCUGCACUGCCAACGUAUGCAAACAGGAACAUGGCUACCGGUUUUUAACAUCAGCAGUCUAUUUGAAAAAACACACAUCUGUGAUAAUACAAUAUUUGCUGUGCCUCCGUGACAGAAGAAGGAAAAAGCCGUCGUAGAGUUUAUCAGCGGAGCCGGCAGACCCUCUGAAAACAGCGUCUUCUUGUUCAUAAAUCACAGACAGUGUGGGUCAAGAUGGCAAGUCCAAGGACCAGACGAGUUCUGAAGGAAGUGAGAACCCAGGAUGAGAAUAAUCUGUGUUUUGAAUGCGGCGCUUUCAACCCCCAGUGGGUUAGUGUGACCUAUGGCAUCUGGAUUUGUCUUGAGUGCUCUGGCAAGCACAGAGGCCUGGGAGUACAUCUCAGUUUUGUGCGCUCUGUCACCAUGGACAAGUGGAAAGAUAUUGAACUCGAGAAGAUGAAAGCAGGAGGGAAUGGAAAAUUCCGAUUGUUUCUUGAACUUCAAGAUGAUUAUGAUCCCAACUGGACUUUACAGGAGAAAUACAACAGCAAAGCUGCUGCACUCUUCAGGGACAAGGUUGCAACUUUAGCAGAGGGUAAGGAAUGGUCCAUUGAGACAUCCUCUGCCAAAAACUGGACAUCUCCUCAACCCAAGACGAGCCUUUCAUCCUCUCAUCGCUCAGGGGGACCUGGACAAAACUCAGCGAAGUCCAGCGACAAAGCUUUUGAGGACUGGUUGAGUGACGAUGUUAACUCUUAUCAGAGUGGAGGGGGUUACAGUGGGAAUCAAGAGAAUCGGUAUGUUGGCUUUGGCAACACAGUGACCCCAGAGAAGAAAGAGGAUGACUUCCUGAACAACGCCAUGUCUUCUAUUUAUUCAGGUUGGAGCAAUUUCACUGUUGGCGCUAGCAAAUUUGCUUCUAUCGCUAAAGAUAAUACGACUAAACUGGCAAACCAGGCAACUUUAAAGGCUACAGAGUUAGGACAGACAUUAAAUGAGAAUGUUAUCAAACCUACCCAAGAAAAGGUGAAAGAUGGAAAAUUGCUAGAUGAAAUGACAGUCAGCAUCACUGGGCUGGCAAACAAGGUUCAGGGAGCUGGUGCAAAAUUGACUAACCUCUUCUCGGGAAAACCAGAAGAUGGGUCUGCUGGAGAAAGUUAUCAGAACAUGGAUGCCACUGAGGGAUAUCAAGGCAGUUCUACCCAGCCUGUCUCAAAGGACUUCUGGGAAACCUUUGGCAGCAACACCUCCUUAAAGGCCAAGAAAUCUCCCAGCAGUGACAGCUGGACCGUUGCAGAUAAUUCUGCAAAGAAGAGCUCUGACAGUUGGGACAAUUGGGGCUCCGAAGCCGCGUCCAACAACAAACACAGUACAGAAGAGAGCUGGGAGGCCUGGGACAACAACUGGGAGAAUGCGGAUGGUAAGACGAAGAAGAGUCCCACAAAACCUGCUGAGGACACCUGGGAUAAUGCAGACUGGUAGUGACCUCGCAACCAUCAAUCUCACCUUUUUCCCUCCCCUCCUUUUUCUGGCCUUUUCCAUCUGUCUCCCUCCCUCUCUCUGUUCAUCUCACUGGCACUUUCAGGGAAAGAGCUGUGUCUGCUUUGUUUCUGUCAAUCCAAAUUCAAAAAUAUAUUUAUUAUAAACCCAAGAAACAAUGAAUGAAGCCUGGGGUUAGAUUGAGCUCAUUAUUAAAUGAAUAUUCUCUAAAAAAAAAAAAAAAAACAACAACAAAAACUGUAUUGACUUGCAGUCAUGUAUAUUAUUGUAAAUUACCUUCAUCACAGGGAAUUACAAUGAAUCAGUGUAGAUAUGGUCAUGAAUUUACUGCCUGGACUCCCCCAAUAUAAUACACUUAAUGGUGAAGAAGAUAGUGUUCAUAGUGUAUCAUGGGUUUAAUAAUAGUGGUUUUCAAUUCACCACAUAAAUAGAUUAAAAAAAAAUCUGACAUUGUAAAUAUGAAUCCUUGUAAAUACAGUAUGAUUGCCUAAACACUAAUCACAUUCAUUUUUAUGUGUUCAAUCAAAUUGACCUACUUUGCCCCUAGACCUUUUGCACGUUUUGUUCUUGUAAAAUUGAUUGUCGAUAAGCAUAUGGAUAGAAUACAGCCAUUUUCAUAGAAAAUAUAGUCAUAAAGUGUAAUUAGAUUAAGGGAACAAAUACUGUAACAAAUUGGCUAUCAUUAAUCAAAAAAUGAACAGAUUUGUCAAUUUUACAUGAAAUAAUCUAAUAUGUAUGUGCUAGGGCUCUUUUUUAACUUUUACAUUAUUUUCAUUAAAAUGUGCAAAUAGUCAAGGGGCUUGAUCAUUUUAUCAUGUUGCCAAGACCAGAAAAUUCUACAACAGGAUGCUUGGAAGUUGUUUUGGGGCAAAUGGAUGUAUCACACUGGUGUCAUGCAGACAAGAUAACUUAAAACUAUUUGGUUUCAGACAGAUAAGCUGUUGAAACUCGUUUUGAUUGACAUUCAUUUUUUCCAUCUCCACUCUGUCAUUAACAACAGCUCAAGACCUCACUGUAAUCUGAGUAAUGAAAAGUAUUCACUGUAAAUGUCUUCAGUGACAGAUAAAGUAUUCUUUAAAGCACAUCCCCAACAUCAUGUUAGGAUUUAUUUUGCAACUGCAACAUUAAUCACAUUGUUUCUUUUUACUUCAUAGCUGUUUUUUGCAAUAUUAUGCUUUUUAUUUGUUUCUUUUUCUUUAUCUGAUCUUAAAGCUGACUGAUAUUGUUCACACAGUCACUGUGUUCAGUUGUGGUCCAGCGGAUGCUCAGAAACCACAAGUAAUGGCUCAUAUUAUGAAAGAAACUUGUUGGACAUCAGCAGUUGUUAAAUUCAUAAUUUUCCUUUUUUAUUUUAAAGACACACAUUUGGGUAUUUUAAAGAAUUGAUAUCUAAAAAUGAUUAGUUUAUUUUUGACAAUUUCAUAUAAAAGCCACUCAUUGCAGGGUUAUAUGCUGUAUGUACUGUACUGUAUAUGCGAGUUGUGUUUUAAUAACUGGACACAGUUGGGAACUGUAGACUGUAGAUUGUUUUCUGCAUGGUUCUGCCUGUAACUUGUGACCUCAGCUGAACUGACAGGUCAUUGUAAAUUUCAUCUUGUAUGAAGAAACCCUGUGUGAUCUGUUCUCCGCAUCUGUGUCAAGUGUUAUUGCACCUUGGUGGUUAUAUAUUGUGGGGAUUUGGUGUCACAGAUAUCUUCACGCGUGUAUUAUCAUCUGAAUUGUGGAGUAAUAUUAAUGAAGCUCAUUAUACGCUGAAUGCUUAGAUGGUCAUAGCUCUCAAAAUGCUUGUUAUAAUUAAAUCAACCUGGUACAUCACUCAGUCAGAUGGUAGUAGGAAUGUAAUCGGUGUGAAAUUUAAUAUUAGGCCUAUUAACCUGAUAAUCUUAAAAUUUAAAUGAGCUGUCGAGGUUUGAAAAGAGUCCAAUUUUGCAGCACCUAACUUCUCUAUGUGGCCUUUAAUUCCUUAUAACAUAGUGUUGCAACUUUAUCCUACUGUUUAGGACUUUAGUUUGAUUUGUUUGUGCAUGUAAUAACCUAGAGAUGCUCAGUCUACAAAUUCUAAAUUCAAGUUAGAUUCAAUCAAACUAAUUUCAACAGAGUUCUGACUCUGAUUUGUCUAAACUUGUUUGGCUUGGUGUGUGUGUGUGCUCAUUGGCCAGUAGUCGGUCAUCAACUGCUCACAGACUAGUGUGCCAGUGCAAUACAGCUGCUGGAUUUUUAUUUGUUAUUAGGGUGUUAAGCAUUUUGCUGUUCUUCUAUAGGUGGCCCUCAUUGGGCCUCUUGAUUGGUAAAAAUAGCAUUUACUAUUGCAGGUUUUGACUAGUGAAGGAUAACUCCUGGGAACUUUAUUCCAUGCCCAUUUCCUACCUCUAAGAAGUCUUCAGUUUACUGACGAGUACUGAACAUGUUUUUUUUCCUAACCUUGCAUCAUGGUUAUGAUGUAGACCUUAUUAUAGCAGGCUUAGUUUGCUGUGACUCAUUUUUGUCUUUGUUAAAAGACAAAAUGUGUGUACGUGUAUAACAGCAAACCAGCAAAGAUUGGUCUACACUGUUUUUAUAUACUGUACUGAUCAUUCCUGGAACAUUUAUGUCGCUUAACCUCUGCAGUCAUGUGUUCAUGUAUGGUCAUGUGUUAAAUGCCUUAAAAAGCUGUGCUUGCUUUUUGUUGAUACCGAUGUCAGUUUGCUUGUGUGUCUCCGAUACAGUGAGGUGUACAUGUCAGUAAAUCACCAUCUAAGAUAAUGUCAAGUCAUACAUUGUUACCCUCAACUUAACCUUUUAUUACGGAAGCUUUAUGUCAGUUAUUUUGUAUUUUUCUUUUUCUUUUAUGAUGGUAUAACAUAAAACAAAUUUAGGGGAAAAUAAUGGAAGACUGUCUUGUGAAAUAACUGAACAGUCACUUGUCUGAAAUGUGUAGUUCUAAAAUACAAUAGUUUUGGUGGAUAAACUUUUGGGGUUACUGGUACACUUGCUUCAUGGUAAAAUUACAGAAUGUGCUAUUGAAUGAAAUGCGUCAUAUAGGUCUUGAUAUAAGGUGAGAAUCUUUUUUUAAAAAAUAAAACCUGAUGUAUUUUUUGCCACAUAAUCAGAAUCGAAUUUUCCAGAGCAACAGUUUAGCUCAGUGUCUGUGCCUGUCGAACAUUUGAGAUCGGGUAUGUCCACGUUUGUUGAUGAAACUGUAAUGUCAGAAAUACUAUUUUUUGAUGUCAUGCAUGAGAUGUAACGUGGAGCUAAAUACAUUCAGCUGUUUUUGAUUUAAAAGGUGUUUCCUCAGUGAAUUGAAGUGCAGUUGUCUGCUUGCCCCCUUCAAGUUUCACCAGCAGCCAUCCCUCGAGGUGAGCCAGUGUUACUCAGUUGAAGCUGUGGAUAUUUUUCCUGUGCACAUGGUCUCUGUGUUAAAUAAAAAUGUAUUGUGCUGUGAAUGCAAUUGGUUUCUUACUUGGUUUUCUAUCCGGUGUCAUUUGUUGACUGUC